Molecule: messenger RNA, 837 nt
Organism: Rotaria sp. Silwood2
Lineage: Eukaryota; Metazoa; Rotifera; Eurotatoria; Philodinida; Philodinidae
Source: the annotation of a GenBank genome assembly
AUGGGAUCUAAUAGAGAACAACAACUUGUUGAUAAAAUUCGACAAUUAUUACCUGAUUCGAAAAAGAAAUAUACAUGGGUUGAUAUUGAAAAAACAGAUAAAUUACAAGAUUUAGCAUUUGAACUUACAAGUACUUAUUUUGGCGAUUUUUUUACUACACAACAGCAAGCAUCUAUUGAUCGUCUUCAAGCAGCUGCUUGUUUUUUAAAUUUUUUACAUACAAUUGCUGAUUGUGAAAAUGAUGAAGCUGAAGCAGAUGAAGGUCAUUAUGGUCUUUGGCUGCUUACAGUGUCGAAUCAAGAAGAACGUCUUAUGCAUUUGAAUCAAUUAGCUGAUUGUUUACUUUUAUUUAAACGAACAAUGGGUUCAAUUGAAGUUCUUCAAAAAGAAGAUGCCGCACUACGAGCUGAUGCAAAAAAAAUGAGUAAUGAAAUAAAUUUUUAUCAAGAGGAAAUAGCUUCAAAUAAAGAACAAAUUGAAUUAUAUAAAACUGAAAUUAAAAAACAAACAGGAAUUAAAGUAGAUACAUUGAAACAAAUUGAAAAACUCAAUAUUGAUAUUGCUCGAACACAAAAUAAUUAUGCUACGUUGGAAAAAACAGAUAAUGAACUUGAUAGUACAUUAGAAGCAUUAAAAGCUCGUGAAAAAUUAUUAGAAAGUCAGUUAAUGGUUUCAUCACUUAAUGAUAUUCUUUGUGAAAAUGGAAAUUAUCUUAAAGAAAAUGCUAAAUUUGCUUUUCGUUUGACUGUAAAUGGAGAAAUAUCUAAAGUUGAGUCGAUAAUUCAAUCAAACGAUGCUAACUCGACUUCAAAAGGUCAUGGAAAUGAACCCUAUUAG